AUGGAAAUAAAUAAUACAGUCACAACUCCAAAUUUAUAUGAAAUACUCGGUUUAGCUAAACCAUCUAGUACCUUGGAGAUUAAAAAGGCUUAUAGAAAGUUAGCAUUGAAAUAUCAUCCAGAUAAAAAUCCAACUAGCUCUGAUAAAUUUAAAGAUAUUAGUUACGCAUAUGAAAUACUUGGGGAUGAACAUAAAAGAAAGGUCUAUGAUAAAUAUGGAGAAUUAGGCUUACAGAUGAUGGAUUCAGUUAUAGGCCCUUUAUUUGACCCAGAGAUUGAAUCCAAAUUACGUACUUUACUUGUCACCAUAUCCUGCUUAUUUUCUUUAAUACUUGUUUUUAUUGCCUUUUUAACGGUUCGAAUUGAUCAGAUCGUGUUAUGGUCCUGGGGGAUUGUUUGGAUUCCAGCCUGGAUGAUCAAUACUAUUUUAUAUAUUGGAUUAAUAGAGUAUUUAAGACAACAAAAGGAAGAAGAGAGAGAUGAAGAAGAUGAAGCAACUUCCAUAUUGCAAGAGACACAUCUUCCUAAAGAAGAGGUCAAUUAUAAACAAAGACAGCAUAUUGUCAAAUCGAUUGUUUAUAUGAUUCGAUUUUUGCUUGCUCUCUUAUUUCAAAUAUUGAUUGUCAUUCGUCUAGACGGACGGGUUAUGUGGUCAGGUUUUAUUGUCUUUAUUCCUUAUUUUAUAGCUGAGGGGAUUCAAUGUAUUCUAAAUGGCGUCUUAUUUGUAAAGGGAAAAGAAGAGAAGACGAUAAAGAGAAUCUUGAGUCAAUUCUGGUUGAAUAUAGUACGGUUUUGUCAAUUUCUAUUGAUCGCUUUAAGGAUAGAUGAUAGCAUUACUUGUUCAUGGUCUAUUGUCUUUAUACCUCUUUAUUUCAUAGGAUUUAAAUGGGCUUUAGAAUUGAUAUAUCAUUAUUUUAUCUAUUCUAACCUAACACAGCCAGAGAUGGUACGUCAAGGGAAAAUGAUGAUUUCUAUAGGUGGGGUUAUGUUUAUCGUCAUGAGUACCUUGUUUUAUACAUUAAUUGGAUUGAUUGCAAGAAGAUUAGAUGGUACUCUUUAUAUACAAAUGUCUCAUGUAUUUGUCCCUCUUUUUAUUGUAUUUUCAUUCUUAUUAUGUUGUUCUACUUGCUGUCUUCCUUCUUUACUUUAUAUUAUGACUAUACCUGAUAUUACUUUAACAGAAACACAACGUUAUCAUUUUAUGAUGAUGGACGGAACUAAGCGUAUCACAGCAUUAUCUCCUAUUAUCUAA
Molecule: messenger RNA, 1251 nt
Organism: Cokeromyces recurvatus
Lineage: Eukaryota; Fungi; Mucoromycota; Mucoromycetes; Mucorales; Mucoraceae
Exons: 4
Coding region: 1-1251 (416 amino acids)
Source: RefSeq, a predicted model, not a curated record